UUAAUUUUAAAGGCAGCGGUUAUUGAAUUCUGACGGAAGCAGGACCCCGCAGCUGCCAGCCAAACCCAGCCAUGUCUUCCGAUCCCGACAAGUUGAUCGCAAAAGCCGAUAAACUAACAAAACUUAGUUUAACUAGAUGGAGUGCUGAUUGGAAAAGUGCCACAGUUUUGUAUGAGCAGGCAGCUAAUGCAUUUAGGCUGUCAAAAAAGCAUGAGAAAGCAAAAGAGGCAUUUGAGAAAGCUUCCAAGGGACAGGAGAUGUUAUCUUCACCUUGGGAUGCUGCUAAACAUAUGGAAUCUGCUGCUACUGUGGCUAAAGAACUAGGAAACUGGCGUGAAGUUGCUGACUUUUAUAGACGUGCAUCUGAGUUAUACAUUGAAUGUGGACGGUCACAACCUGCAUCAGAUGCACUUGCUAAGGGUGCUCGUGCUUUAGAAGAUGCUCUGCCUGAGGAUGCUGUCAAGCUAUAUAUUGAUGCUUGUGAAACUCUUGAGGAGGACGGCAAGGAACAAAUGGCCUUUGACUUAUAUCGUGCCGCUGCUAGUGUCUAUUUGAAACUUGAAAAGUAUACAGAUGCAGCAACUGUUCUGUUGAGAUGGGCAUUGGCAGCAGAUAAAUGUAAUGCAACUCAUAGUCAAUGCAAGGUAUGAAGGUUUUUAGCAUUUACCUUUCACCUCUAGACACCAAGCAUAUUUCUUGCUUUUACUCAGUGAAACUUUAGACAUUUCGUGUCAACUGUCAAUUGAUUGUUUGCGUCAAACAUCUUUGCAAGUGUAUGUUCUUUUUUAAAUAAUACAAUUAACCAU
This is a messenger RNA of Coffea arabica (coffee), 806 nucleotides long. The record is from RefSeq and is a predicted model, not a curated record. Lineage: Eukaryota; Viridiplantae; Streptophyta; Magnoliopsida; Gentianales; Rubiaceae.